AAUCGGAGUUCCGGUGCUGGCUCAGCUUCCUGUCACUUAGUCCUUCUGCGAGUUGUGAUGCUAGCUAGAGUGAUCGGAGGGGACGAUCCACAUGUUUCGCCGAUCUUUUUUUAUUUUCACAAUCUAGUGUUUUGGUUGCUUGACUAUAAUGCAUGGUGUGUGUUUUUUUUCAUUUGCAAGUGUGUCAAAACGAGAGUAAUGUGCAAAGGCUAUUGCUGAUCGUUAUAAACCUGACCAAGAACUAGCUAAGUUAGCUAGCAAUGUUCUCGACACCACUUUGCAAAAACAAACAAUUUAGUGUUUUCGUCUCCAGUCAGUCCAGCUGACAUGACACACAGGAAAGAAGUAUUCCAGUCCAAGGUGCUGCAGAAGCUUUACCCUUCAGCCCCUAAAUUGGAGAAGGAACCCUCCCCAUCAUGCAUACCAGUGGAUGUGAAAAGAACCUCUAAUCGAGAUAUUACGCCUAGUAAUUCAGCAGUGGUUCCAAGUAGGCGUAUAUACACGGUUCUACCUCCUCCUGAAGAUUAUGAUGCCACUUCAGUGAAAUGUGUGACGCUACAACAGCUUGAGACUAUAAAUAGUGAGGAGGUUCCAUCUGAACAAGACAUACAGGAGUGCAGUGAAGAGCUUGACCAAGAUGAAGAAGCAAAUGAACUGAAAAGACGAAGGAAAAGAAGAAAAAGGAGACUAAACCUUCAUGGAGAUAAAGAUGGAACUGCUCCAACUAUGGUGACUAGUGUCGUUCAAAACGGGACGCUGAUAGAUGAAGAAGGAGUGCACAUUAGCCGGAACAAGAAAAGGAAACUGAAGAAGAAACGGCACAAAGAGAAGAUGCUCUCAAUGGGUUUGAUGCCUCGGGCUUCUGCUCUGGAAUUCACAUUCCAAACAAAAAAUGAGGAAGAAGAGGAUGGGAUGAGAGCUGCUGAGGUGGUAGACUUCCUCCGGACCACACUGGAAAUCUAUAAAUCAGAUUCGUUGUUGCGUGCGGAGAAGCUUCCUCGCAUGCCUGGUGUGUUGGAGGAUCUUUUGAGCAGCAUCGUCAAUGGAAGCAGGCCUGUCUCUCUUUUGAAGCAUCUUCAUAAUCUCAAGCUAUGUACUCAACACAAGGACACAAAGCGACUAGAAAAGGAACUGCAGGACCUCUCCAACAACACCCUGAUACCCCCAGAGGAAACCUCUGCGGUGGCCCAAUUGUUCCAGUACUGGAUAACAGACAUUCUUCCCAUGAAGGGAGUCAAUGAGACAAAAGUCUCCGAGAGGUUUAGUCAUGCUGCGACACCAUGUAAGGAAGAAAUUUGUUAGAUCCAUAGCGAAAUGUUCAGACAUUAAAUUUGUCUCUGAGUCACUCUAUGACACUGUCUGUAAAUAUUUUUUCUAUGUUUGCUUUUCUGGAUUUUUCCAUUCUACAAGAAUAAAACAAAACAUUUUGUUCACUCCAAUUAGAAAGCUGUAGUUGUAUCGAUCUGUUUUUUUUUUACCUCAUGUUUUUUUUUUUUUGUAUUCUGUUCAAAUUAAUGGAAAUUGGUAACACUUGCCUGUCUUGUCUCACCCCCAAUUACCAGCAAGGCAAAUGUCAGCACUACAGGAAGUCAGCUUUUGUUUACUGUCAUGACAUUUAAAAAGUAGCCAAAUAACCAAAUAGCUUCUCAAAUAACCCAACGUUCUGCAAC
Messenger RNA from Syngnathus acus (greater pipefish), 1670 nucleotides. Its product is annotated as glutamate-rich protein 1. Lineage: Eukaryota; Metazoa; Chordata; Actinopteri; Syngnathiformes; Syngnathidae. The transcript has 6 exons. The coding region runs from base 328 to 1302 and encodes 324 amino acids. The record is from RefSeq and is a predicted model, not a curated record.